Messenger RNA from Lactuca saligna, 877 nucleotides. The record is from the annotation of a GenBank genome assembly. Lineage: Eukaryota; Viridiplantae; Streptophyta; Magnoliopsida; Asterales; Asteraceae.
CUGAUCACACCCAAAUCAACUCACUAUUCCAUCCAUCUUUCUUAAUCCCACAAAAUUUUGCCAAAAAUUCUUGGAAAAAUGUCAGUUGCUUCAAUCCAAUGCAUCAGAAUCACAAAUUCUUCGUUAAAUCCAUCAUCACCCGCUUCUUCUUCGUCUCCUUCUUCAUCAAUUGCUCCCGGAUUCCCAUUUUCAGCAAGCAAACGAUCUCUAAUUACCAUAAGAUGUUCUCAAGCUGAUGGCCCUUUAAGAAGACCCUCAAUUGCUACCCCACCCGUAAGACCUACUCCUCCUACGCCGACUCAGCCGAACCCACCGCCGUCUGUAUCUUCACCGCCGGAGACUACGGCGGUGGGCCAGAAUGUGGUGACGAUGGAGUUUCAGAGACAGAAGGCGAAGGAGCUUCAGGAGUAUUUUAAGCAGAAGAAACUUGAAGAAGCUAAUCAAGGCCCUUUCUUUGGGUUUAUCGGCAAAAAUGAAAUCUCCAAUGGCAGAUGGGCGAUGUUCGGAUUUGCAGUUGGGAUGUUAACGGAGUAUGCAACAGGAUCAGAUUUUGUUGAUCAAGUGAAAAUCCUGCUCUCCAAUUUCGGCAUUGUAGAUUUGGAAUGAGUCUUUUCUCUAUUCCUCUGCAUAUUACAACUUUCAUUUGGAAAUUACUUUUAUUUUACGUAUUCUAUUCAUGUAACUCCUUAUGUUAAAAAAAAGAAAAAAAGAAAAAAGAAAUAUAGUUGGUUUUGUAACCUUGUUGUUGGCAUACUAUAAUGUCCACCCUUUAGGCAACUCUAAAGAAGAAGACUAGGAUGAUGAACGAAUAACAUUUAAAGAACCACAAGAAAUGAAGAAACAUUUGAAAAUUGGCAUGAGGUAUGUGAAUUGUGAU